This is a messenger RNA of Patella vulgata (common limpet), 5024 nucleotides long. RefSeq lists its product as uncharacterized. The transcript is spliced from 12 exons. Gene Ontology annotation, cellular component: nucleus. Gene Ontology annotation, molecular function: RNA binding; transcription factor binding. NCBI's taxonomy places the organism in Eukaryota, Metazoa, Mollusca, Gastropoda, Patellidae. The record is from RefSeq and is a predicted model, not a curated record. Gene Ontology annotation, biological process: positive regulation of transcription by RNA polymerase II. The coding region runs from base 192 to 2258 and encodes 688 amino acids.
GAUCCAUAUUAAUUUGUGGAGAAAGUGGAGGCAUGGAGUAAUUGCUUUGGAUUUUUCCAUCAUUGAAGUUCAUCGACCUUGAUAAAAUAACACCUGACAAUGCUAUAUAUAUCAACUAUACAUUAUCUAAAUUAGAUUAGUAACUCAAGAAAAUUUUCAUAAGCAUCGUGAAUUUUGUUACAACAUUAAAUAUGAACAGUGUGAAGACGAAUAAAUGCCACGUGCUUGGCAGGGUGAAUUAUUGUGAAGAUAAUGUGGAUCCAUUUGAUGAUUUAUGUUUAUUUACGCCACAAGAAAUAGCUAACAUGGAUUUUACACAGAUGAUGGAUAUUGAUGAUGCUGUUCCUGAAGUUAAUAAUCAAGGAAUACAGGCCGAAGAUUUAAGUAGUUUAUUAGAGCAGUUUGAAGCUACUGAAUCAACUGAUGAAAUACUUACAGAAUCAAGUGAAGAAAAUAUACUUAAGUCUGGGAAUGACUCGGAUACUGAAAACCAGAAUCCAGAAAAAUCUAUAAGCAGUGAAAACCACCCUUCAGCCAAAUCAGGUGAAGCAUCACCUGUUGUACCUUCUAAAGUUCUUGACAAGAUACGAGCUGGUAAAGCUAACAAACGUAAAGCCACCAUAAUGUUACCACUGGGUAUUCCGUCUAAGAAAGGUAGAGGACCACCAACAGAGCUCCCCAUCUCUGGUGGUUCCAUGAAGCUGCAGCGUAUAAUUAAACAAAAUAGUACUACAAAAUCUGAUGAGCAACUAGUUAGCGAACAGACUGUCCAAGAUGUUACAAUUGAUCAUGAUUAUUGUUCGAGUCCCUCUAUUAGUAGUACCCCAACUCCAGCUCGCUCACCGACAUCAGAUAAUCACGUGCAAAUAGAUAUUGUUAAUGUUGAUCAUGAACAGAUAGUUCAUACUGAAGGAUUUAGUAAUUGUGUAAGUGGAAGUAUGUCUAGUUUAGGUAGUGUGACUGAUUCUGUCGAUAUGACGGUUAGUGUUAGUCAGGAAAGUAAAGACAGUGGCGUGGAAGAAGGGGAGAUAAUCGAUUCGGAUCAUAAUAUUAGUGUUGAAGAAAGUAUGGAAAACCCUGCGAAAGAAACUGUGUUUUUCCCUUGUCCUAGAAAUUUAAAAUCAAAGCGUAAUUAUAGAAAACGUGAAGAGCCUAUGGUGCCCGACGCUAGUAAAUUUUAUGAUAAAAUUCCUGCGUAUUUCACAACACUAUCGUUACCUCAAAAACCGCCCAAGAAAGAAAAGACUGUGGGAGGAUCAGGGAUUACUAUAGAGGAUUACAUACCCCGUGAUAGAUCCCCGACUCGAGAGAUGGAUACACUUUAUAGUAAACUACCCGACUAUUAUAGUUGCUUUACGAACAGUACUAGAUACGACGGACAGGAAGAAGAGGUGGCAGAAAUACAAAUAAAAACUGAACCAAUGGAUGAAUUUGAUAAUGAACAUAAUAAAAGACCUAGUUCAAGACCUUCAUCUAGAAGAACGUCGCGAUCACGUUCUUAUUCUAGCUCCUCUUCCUCAUCAUCAUCUUGUAGUUCCGGUUCUAGAUCACAUUCUCGUUCCUCAUCUCGAGGCAGAUCGCGUGACAGAUAUCGUAGGUCUCGAAGGAGACGUAGAAGACAUUCUUGUUCAUCAAGUUCCAGAUCUUCCAGUAGAUCAAGAUCCAGUUGUUAUUCCAGUUCGCGUUCUCGCUCACGUUCAAAAUCACGUCCUAGGCAGUACAGAUCUAGAUCCAGAUCAAGAGCACGCACUUACCGCUCACGUUCUAGACACCAUUCACGUCAUAGACAUAGGUCCUAUUCAAGGUCUCGAUCCAGGGACAGAAGCACAGAGAGAAUAAAACUGGCAAGAAAAAAAAGAAAGGAAGAGGAGAAAGAAAGACAAAUUAGAGAACGUAGAAUAGUGUAUGUAGGUCGUAUACCAGAUACCUAUACUAAAAGAGAUUUAAAGAAACGAUUUGAUAGAUUUGGUGAAAUAGAAAAUGUCAGUACACAUUUUAGAGAAGCUGGAGAUAAUUAUGGGUUUGUGACAUUUGCCUAUACCUGUGAUGCUUAUGCUGCUAUUGAAAAAGGUAAUGCUGUACCAGGUGAAUUACAGUUUGAGUUAUGUUUUGGUGGCAGAAGACAAUUCUGUGAUACAGAAUAUGCUGAUUUAGAUGGUAAAGCAGAUGAUGAAGAUAUGUUUCAGCCAAUGCAACCCAAAGCACCAGUUUCAGACUUUGAUGAAUUACUUAGACAAGCUUUGAAAAAGAAAAAGUGAUUGUGCCAUGAUGUUGAAGCUAAAAUGUAUGUGCUGUGAUUUUUGAAUUGCUAUUGAGUAAAACUGUGUGCGAUAUGAGUGUGCUAAUUUUGAACCAAUUCCUUUUUAUAAGUUGAAUGUGCUAACAAGUUGGAUGUGGUGCCGGAUACCUAUCUGUGUCUAUUUUGACAGUUGCGUGAAAAACACAAAACCACAGCUUUCUGCGUGCGACAAUCUGAGAUGGAGGAAGAGGGGGGCAUUUAUUGUUACUAUCGACAUGGAUUCUAAUAAUUUUUAUAGGCAAUAAGUUCAUAUUGUAUGUACUAAUGAUUUUCUUUUUGGGCGAUAAAUCAAUUUAAGAUUUUUCAUGUACUUUGUAUAUAUAGCCUAUAUAUAUUGUUCAGUAAUACCUUUGUUUAAAUGAUUUAUUAUUUACUAAGAUAAUACUAUUUACUAAGUUUUGAGCAUCAUUAUUUAAUUAUGUAGUUUACUAAAUGAACAAUUAAUUUUUUUUCGAACCUCAUUAUUUAUGUUACAUGCAUUACUUUAUAUUUAAAUUAUUUUGGCAUUUUGAACAAUGGAAGAUAAUUUUAUAUUUUUGUCUCAUUGUUUUUGCACCAGUCUAGUAUGCCAACAUUCUUCAUGCUUUGUUAUCUGUGUUCGAUCUGCCAUAUAUCAACAGGGAAUUAUCUGAUAGGUCAUCAGAAAGUAUAAUUAUAAUGUGUAUCAGGUGUCCGUAGUACAAGAAGAAACCAUGUUCAAAUGACAAAAAUGUCUAGUUUUUUUCCUCAGAUGAUGGUGUGGAACUCUACAUAGUAUAAAUCUCUUUAUUUUCUCAGGUAAAAAGUUGCAUUGAAAUACGCAAUGUUAUGUAUGUUUAUUGUAAUUGUGUAUCUGUUAAAAUAUUACAUGUUUAUAAAAGAAAAGCCCUAUUUUGUCGUAAAAAAAAUUUGAUUACAAGUGUUGUGGGUAAUAUGAGGGAUGAUGCCCUUUUUGUAGCUAUAGGUGACAUAAGUAAUUUCUUUUUGAGGGAUUCACAUAGUUAAUCCUGGCUGUUGUGUAAAAAGUGGAAUAAAUGUUGAGAUAUAAAUAAAUCCUGGUCAAAAGUUGUUAUAUGACCAGGGUAACGAUGAAAUGAAAUUUAAAUUUAUUUAAUGAUGGUAUAAUAUGGAAAUAAUAAUUUAAUGUGAUUGAUAAUGAAUUGUUAUUGGUUUAAGUUUUGUUUCUGUUUUUUUUGUCCCCCACCUUUCGAAGAAAGCAGGGGACUAUUAAAAUGGGUUCGUCCGUCUGUCUGUCCGUCACACUUUUUGGGACACAAUAACUCUCUUCCUAAUUGAGCUAGAAUGUUCAAACUUGGUGUAUGUGUUUAUUAGGUCAAUGCCUUGAUGGAGUUCGAAGAUGAGCAUUUUCCGCUUAGGGUAAGCAGAGAUAAGCAAUUUGAUUGGUUGAUACUUUGGGGCACGAUAACUCUCUUCCUAAUUGAGCUAGAAUGUUCAAACUUGGUGUAUGUGUUGAUUAGGUCAAUGCCUUGAUGGAGUUCGAAGAUGAGCAUUUUCCGCUUAGGGUAAGCAGAGAUAAGCAAUUUGAUUGGUUGAUGCUUUGGGACACGAUAACUUUAGUUCUAAUUAAGUGAGAUUGAUGAAACUUGGUGUAUAGUUUCAUUACAGUAAUACCUUGACUAAGUUUGAUAAUGAGCAUUUUCUGCUCAGGGUAAGCAGAGCGAUACGCAAUUUGAUUGGUCGAGACUUUGGAAAACAAUAACUCUCCUACUUUGAUUGUUAGACUAUAAGUAAAGAUAUACUGUUUGAUUGUUCAAUACUUUGUAAAAGAUAAUUUGUGAUAAAUUUAUAUGUGUCCUCUAAUUAUUUUCCUAUUUCGGCGGGGGACAUCAGCCUCACUGUUGGCUUGUUUUUUCUGGAUGGAAAACUGUAAAGCAUCCAAUUAUGUGCACAUAUAUGCUAGAAAUAAUAUGAUCCUCAGAUGCAUUUUGAUUAAGUUGCAUUUUUGCAUACAUUGUAAUGUUGUAGAAGUGUAAUCAAGGGCAUAUCUAACCUUAACGGCAAAAUGAGUUGAAAGUUACAAGUCAUUGUGUUACUAUGUGAUAAAUGUUAAAAUAGGUCAAGUAUAUUAUUUUCAUGAUAUAAGGUAAAAGUUUAAAUCAAAGAAAAUAUUUAUAUUGAUCUGGCCCCGAUUUCACAAAGCAUUCUCAGACUUAAGUUGAGAAUUUACUCAAACUUGUUUUAACUAAAAUAUUGCCCUUUAUAAAACUUUUGUUGUUUUAAUGUAUCAAGUACAUCAAUAAGAAAGUUUUGUGUUUCUGGAUCAAAGAUAUUUCUCAUAAACAGUGAUUAAAAGUUGUGCAAAUUCUUAACUUAAGUCUGAGAAUGCUUUGUGAACUUGGGCCCAGGUACCCUAUUUGUACAUUUCCGUACAUAUACUUAAACAGUUACUGGCGACUUACAACUCAUUUUGCUGUCAACUAGUCAAUAUUCUUUAGUCCUAUCAGCCACAAAAAUAGAUUUUCUUUGUGAAAGGAUGAUUUCGCAUCUUAAAGUUCUAAAUAAAGAUAUCUUGCUUUACAGUGUAUUUGUUGCUAAUGAUACAGUACAAAAUGUAUUGUUAUUGAAUGAUGUGUAACUGGAUUGUUCUUGAGUCAUGUGUAUUAAACUGCCUUACAAGUGUUGAAGGCACUACUGUUUGCUCUGCUACUACACCUUUAUUUUGAGGAGAAACCUUAUCAUGUUCUAUUUUUUAUUUGCAACAAGAUAAAUUGUCAAAUUAAACAUA